UACCGCUCAAUUAAAAAGCAAAACCUCCCACCAAAAAUAAAAUCCCCCAAGUCAUCAUUUCCUGCCCCCAAACUCAAAACCCUAAUCCAACGAAUUGUUCCUCUCGUCUUCCACAAAUUUACCCCUUUUUUCUCAAUUAAUCCCUCCAUUUCCCGAAUGAUCAUUCCCUGGUGAAAAUUCGCCUCACAUUCUCCCAAAUUUCCCCCAAAAAAAGUCCGUCACCGAAAUGACAGACCCCCAGAGGCCAGCUGCGCCGUCUGCGGACAACAAAAACGCUCUUUUAUCUCCGACAAGCUCCCGCUCCGUCACUGAGACGGUGAAUGGGUCCCAUAAGUUUGUAAUUCAGGGGUAUUCUUUGGCGAAAGGCAUGGGAAUCGGUAAGCACAUCGCCAGCGAUAAUUUUACAGUCGGAGGGUAUCAAUGGGCGAUUUAUUUCUACCCUGACGGCAAGAAUCCCGAGGAUAAUUCGACUUAUGUGUCCGUUUUCAUCGCAUUAGCGAGUGAAGGCACCGAUGUUAGGGCUUUGUUUGAAUUGACGCUAAUGGAUCAGAGUGGAAAAGGGAAACAUAAGGUUCAUAGUCAUUUCGAUCGCUCGCUUGAGAGUGGACCUUACACCUUAAAAUACCGUGGGAGCAUGUGGGGUUAUAAACGGUUUUUCAGACGAGCAAUGCUUGAAAGUUCAGAUUAUCUCAAGGAUGAUUGCUUGAAAAUCAAUUGUACUGUUGGAGUCGUGGUCUCUGCAAUAGACUGUUCAAGGCUACAUUCAAUUCAGGUCCCUGAUUCUGAUAUUGGAGCACAUUUCGGCAUGCUGUUGGAAAACAUGGAAGGUUCGGACAUUAUUUUUAACGUGUCUGGUGAAACAUUUCAUGCCCAUAAAUUGGUAUUGGCUGCUCGUUCCCCUAUAUUUCGCUCCGACUUUUUUGAUGGUUCAGAAGGCAAUCUUCAGGAAAUUAUGGUUACCGAUAUGGAACCCAAGGUCUUUGAGGCUAUGCUGCAUUUCAUAUAUAGAGAUACUCUUGUAGAAGAUGAGCUGGUAGCUUCUAGCUCUUCUUCUAAUCCUUCUGAUUCAUUGACGGCGAAGUUGCUGGCAGCAGCUGAUCGAUAUGAUUUGGGAAGGCUAAGAAGGAUGUGUGAAUCCUAUCUCUGCAAGGAGAUAUGUGUGAACUCUGUUGCUAAAACUCUUGCCCUGGCUGACUGCUAUCAUGCUGCAGAAUUAAAAGCUGUUUGCCUCAGAUUUGCUGCUGAAAACCUUGCUGCUGUAAUGCGGUCAGAUGGCUUUGAAUACCUCAGAGAGAACUGCCCUUCUCUGCAAUCUGAGAUCUUGAAGACUGUAGCUGGUUGCGAGGAGGAUUGUAGCAGUGGCGGUGGGAAGUCUCGAAGUGUCUGGGCCCAGCUAUCCGACGGUGGUGAUACCAAUGGUAGGAGAGUAAGGCAAAGGACAUAGUUUUAGAUGUAGAAAACUGUUAAUUGUUGUACCUUAUGAUACUGUAGAAAUAAUUUUUUUUUCAAGGUUAUAUCAUGUCUUCGUGAAUAGUACUUCUGUGGUGAGCGUAAAUUGGAAAAGCAAAAAAAAAAAAUGUAAACUAAUGUCUUUCGAAAGUCUUCACUAUGAGCUUAAAUAUAGGCUGAUGUGGGCUGACAUCUUAGCUUGCUAAUUUUGCGAGGAUCGGUCGUUUUCCAAUCAUCAUAACCUUGGAUCGGAUCGACUAUGGAAGAUGGUUUAGGUGUGGUUGACCCGAGUUUGAUGCUCAUAGAGUUUCAAGUUCCCUCCUAUUAGCAUGCCUUGCAAGGUGCCAGCCUGCAACAGCUAACUUGAUGGUAAUAAUCUCCUAUAGUAUUCAACAUGUUGGCUUAUGCUUUUGCAGACCCUUUUCAGUCAAGAAAUAAGCAAGCCUGGUAUCAAAUA
Coffea arabica (coffee) is the source of this 1906-nucleotide messenger RNA. Its product is annotated as BTB/POZ and MATH domain-containing protein 4. Gene Ontology annotation, molecular function: protein binding. The record is from RefSeq and is a predicted model, not a curated record. Gene Ontology annotation, biological process: protein ubiquitination. Lineage: Eukaryota; Viridiplantae; Streptophyta; Magnoliopsida; Gentianales; Rubiaceae.